Molecule: messenger RNA, 456 nt
Organism: Rasamsonia emersonii CBS 393.64
Lineage: Eukaryota; Fungi; Ascomycota; Eurotiomycetes; Eurotiales; Trichocomaceae
Product: Ubiquitin--protein ligase
Exons: 3
Coding region: 1-456 (151 amino acids)
Biological process (GO): protein sumoylation
Cellular component (GO): nucleus
Molecular function (GO): SUMO conjugating enzyme activity
Source: RefSeq, a predicted model, not a curated record
AUGUCCCGAUCUCGCAGAAAACAAUGGCGCAAAGAUCACCCCUUCGGCUUUUACGCUAAGCCUUACCGCACGCCGGAAGGAGUGCUGGAUAUGAAGAGGUGGGAAUGCGGCAUUCCGGGAAAGCCCAAGACGUUAUGGGAGGGAGGCCUCUUCAAGUUGGAUAUGAUCUUCCCUGAUGAAUAUCCGACUAAGCCCCCCAAAUGCAAAUUCGUCCCUCCGCUUUUCCAUCCCAACGUCUAUCCGUCGGGCACGGUAUGCCUUUCUAUCUUGAAUGAGGAGGAGGCGUGGAAACCGGCGAUCACAAUCAAGCAGAUCCUUUUGGGAAUCCAGGAUCUUCUGGAUGACCCUAACCCGGAGUCUCCUGCUCAGGCGGAAGCAUACAACCUGUACAAGAAAGACCGUGCUGCCUAUGAGAAGAAAGUGCGACAGGUUGUGAAGGAGAAUCCGGCACCUUAG